Aplosporella prunicola CBS 121167 is the source of this 1254-nucleotide messenger RNA. RefSeq lists its product as uncharacterized. Gene Ontology annotation, cellular component: cytoplasm. The record is from RefSeq and is a predicted model, not a curated record. NCBI's taxonomy places the organism in Eukaryota, Fungi, Ascomycota, Dothideomycetes, Botryosphaeriales, Aplosporellaceae. The transcript has 4 exons. The coding region runs from base 1 to 1254 and encodes 417 amino acids. Gene Ontology annotation, biological process: protein refolding. Gene Ontology annotation, molecular function: Hsp70 protein binding.
AUGCUGCUUGGCUUGGACAGUGGCGCAUCCAAGGCUGAGAUCAAGAAGGCAUACCACAAGGCUGCCCUCUCCUCCCACCCGGACAAGGUCUCCCCAGAGGAGCGCGAAGAGGCCGAAACCCGCUUCAAGGCAGUAUCACGCGCCUACGAGAUUCUUUCCGAUGAUGACCAGCGACACCUCUACGACACGCACGGCAUGUCGGCGUUCGACGGUUCCAAAGGUGGCCCCGGUGGCAUGGAUGCCGAAGUCGACUUGGAUGAUAUUCUCCAGCAGAUGUUCGGCAUGAACAUGGGUGGCGGCAUGCCCGGCAUGGGUGGUAUGGGUGGACCUCCCAAGCGGCCGCGCAAAGGACAGAACGAGGAGCAAGAGUAUGAGAUUACUCUUGAGGAGUUGUACAAGGGCAAGUCGACGCGGUUUGCGAGCACCAAGAAUGUCCUUUGCUCGACUUGCAAUGGUUCUGGAGGAAAGGAGAAGGCGAAGCCGCACCAGUGCGGCGUUUGCAACGGCAAAGGCCAAACUACACGCCUUGGUGUUAUCGGUUCCGGCCUCAUGACGCAGCAGACCGCUACAUGCAGCACAUGCCAGGGUUUCGGUCAGAUUUUCAAGGACAAGGAGAAGUGCAAGAAGUGCAAGGGUGCCCGCGUUGUCGAGACGCGCAAGAUUCUCGAACUCUACGUUCCGCGCGGCGCGAGAGAAGGCGACAAGAUUGUUCUGGCUGGCGAAGGUGACCAGUUCCCCGAGCAAGAGCCUGGUGACAUUAUCUUCGAGCUGUCCGAGGUCCCGCAUCCCGUGUUCCGCCGCGCCGGUGCUGACCUGCAGGCGGAUCUGCACGUCACCUUGGCUGAGGCCUUGACUGGCUUCAACCGCGUCGUGCUGAAGCACCUGGACGGCCGCGGCAUAAAGAUGCACGUGGAGCAGCCCAAGGGCAAGAUCCUCCGACCUGGCCAGGUGCUCAAGAUCCCUGGCGAAGGCAUGCCGGUUAAGAAGAGCGACCACGUUGGCGAUAUGUACCUCAUUGUACACGUCGACUUCCCCGAGGACGGCUGGCUGGAAGACGAGGCGACGGUGCAAAAGAUCCGCGACGUCCUGCCCGGGUCAAAGCCGGAGAUCACGGCGGAAGAGGUCGACGAGGUGGACUUCGAUUUCGAUGCGGAUAUUGAAGAGUUUGGUGCCGACUCGGAUGACCCGCGUGCGGCGAAUGCGGCUUGGGAGGACGACGAUGACGAGGCUGGACCACAGUGCGCGACCCAGUAA